Vigna radiata var. radiata (mung bean) is the source of this 719-nucleotide messenger RNA. RefSeq lists its product as uncharacterized. Bases 60 to 467 code for a protein of 135 amino acids. The record is from RefSeq and is a predicted model, not a curated record. NCBI's taxonomy places the organism in Eukaryota, Viridiplantae, Streptophyta, Magnoliopsida, Fabales, Fabaceae. The transcript is spliced from 2 exons.
UUUUCCGGCGGCCUUUAGCACAACAGUUUACCGAAGGAAUUUGGCCUUCGGUACUUCACAUGGGACAUUACCGAAGGAAUUUGACUUUCGGUAAGUGGUUGGUGUAUUACAAAGUAGGACGAUCUGUGCAUGUUGAUGAAGUUUUCCACCAAACUCAUAUUCUCAAGGGAACUACUGACCAGCUCGUGGAUGAAAGGUCCCGAAAGACACAUGAAGAAUUCUCCACAAAACUUUCACGAGUAAGAUCCUCACAUUCUUCAUGUCCUCAGUCAACCCAACCAACAGAUGAUGACGAAGACCUUAUUAGGUCACAAUGUUGGAUUGAUGUUGUUGGUGGAAAGAAAAAAGGAAGAAUCUAUGGGGCAGGGCAAUUGGUUGCAAAUUACAGUGCAGGUCGUGGUGGUCUAAAGCACCAACCUUCUUCUUCCUCCCAGCGUCCUGAUGAGACCGUUCAUGCCCUGACGUAGCGGCUUCAAACAUGUGACCGAGAAUAUAAUGAACUCAGACAAGAGUUUACCAAUUUUAAAGAACUGGUCAUGAGAUUGCUUCCCCAGUCUACAAUGCCUCUGGCCUCUCAUUCGCAGCCCACACCAAUCCAGCCUACUGAAGUUCAACCCAUACAUGUCCAGCCUAUACCAGUCUAGCCUACUGAAGUUCCACCCACACAUGUCCAGCCCAUACCAGUCCAGACCCCAUCAGUCCAGACCCCAUCAGUCCAG